GACACACACAACCAACAGACAACACCACCCAGUGGAAGGAGCAGUGCUAAAAGCCAAAAUCAAAGGUAAGCAGCAUCGAUCAAUCGAACUCCUUGAAAAGAGACGAUGACCAAAAGGGUGGCAGUGAUUGGAGCUGGGGUCAGUGGCCUCAUCUCCCUGAAGUGCUGUGUGGAUGAGGGGCUGGAACCCACAUGCUUUGAGAGGACUGAAGAUAUCGGAGGGCUCUGGAGGUUCAAAGAAAACGUGGAGGAUGGCCGGGCAAGUAUCUAUCAGUCUGUCAUCACCAACACCAGCAAGGAAAUGUCCUGUUUCAGUGACUUUCCGAUGCCUGAAGAUUUUCCAAACUUCCUACACAAUUCUAAACUUCUGGAAUAUUUCAGAAUUUUUGCCAAAAAGUUUGAUCUUCUCAAAUAUAUUCAGUUUCAGACAACUGUGAUUAAUGUGAAAAGGCGCCCAGAUUUUUCAUCCUCUGGCCAGUGGGAAGUUGUUACCCAGAGCAACAACAAGGAGCAGAGUGCAGUGUUCGAUGCGGUUAUGGUCUGCAGCGGCCACCACAUUCUCCCUAACAUCCCACUGACGUCAUUUCCAGGUAUCGAGAAGUUCAAAGGCCAGUAUUUCCAUAGCCGCCAAUACAAACACCCAGCUGGACUGGAAGGGAAACGUAUUUUGGUGAUUGGAAUAGGAAACUCAGCAUCGGACAUUGCCGCUGAGCUGAGUAAGAAGGCUGCUCAGGUAUAUAUUAGCACCAGGAAAGGUGCCUGGGUCAUGAGCCGUAUCUCGGAAGAUGGCUAUCCUUGGGACAUGGUGUUCCACACUAGGUUUAGCUCAAUGCUCCGAAAUGUCCUGCCACGAAUGGUUGUAAAAUGGAUGAUGGAACAACAGAUGAAUCGGUGGUUCAACCAUGAAAAUUAUGGUCUUGCACCUGAAAACAGAUACCUUUUGAAAGAACCUGUACUAAAUGAUGACCUUCCCAGUCGUAUACUCUACGGAGCCAUCCAGGUGAAACCAAGAGUGAAGGCACUGACAGAAAGCUCUGCCAUCUUCGAGGAUGACACAGUGGUGGAAGACAUUGAUGUCAUCGUCUUUGCAACAGGAUAUACAUUCGCCUUUCCUUUCCUAGAGGAGUCACUUGUUAAAAUAAAGGAAAAUAUGGUCUCACUGUAUAAAUACAUGUUCCCUCCACAACUGGAGAAGUCUACCCUUGCAUGCAUUGGUCUCAUCCAGCCACUAGGUUCCAUUUUUCCAACUGUGGAGCUUCAAGCCCGUUGGGCAACAAGAGUUUUUAAAGGCUUAUGCACCUUGCCUCCAGAGGGGACAAUGAUGGCAGACAUUAUCCAGAGAACUGAAAAGAGGAUUGACUUGUUUGGAGAAAGCCAGAGCCAGAAACUGCAGACCAAUUAUGUCGACUACUUGGACGAACUGGCUUUAGAGAUUGGGGCAAAGCCAGACAUACUCUCUUUCCUGUUUAAAGAUCCUAAACUGGCUAUGAAACUCUAUUUUGGACCCUGUAAUUCCUACCAGUAUCGCCUGGUUGGGCCUGGGCAAUGGGAAGGAGCCAGGCGUGCCAUCUUCACCCAGAAGCAAAGGAUACUGAAACCUUUAAAGACACGGUCUCUGAAAGCUUCAUCUAAGUUCCAAGUUUCCUUUUUGUUGAAAUUCCUCGGCCUUUUUACUCUUCUUCUGGCCUUUUUGUUCCAACUUCAGUGGUUCUAAUCUGUCCACAAAACACCUUUGGCAUUUUAUCUUAUCAAUCGAUACCUCUUUUGAAAACAAAGAUUAAAAGAAAAAAAAAUAGUAACUCUACAUCCUAAAUUUUGGAAUUGAUAGAACAAAUGAAGCAAUAAUUAUGGAGAAUUAGCAAAACCAAGUCUUCACAUUAAAUCAAAAUUACACCA
This is a messenger RNA of Ochotona curzoniae (black-lipped pika), 1895 nucleotides long. It is a transcript of the gene FMO2, whose product is annotated as flavin containing dimethylaniline monoxygenase 2. Gene Ontology annotation, molecular function: N,N-dimethylaniline monooxygenase activity; flavin adenine dinucleotide binding; NADP binding. The coding region runs from base 106 to 1713 and encodes 535 amino acids. The record is from RefSeq and is a predicted model, not a curated record. NCBI's taxonomy places the organism in Eukaryota, Metazoa, Chordata, Mammalia, Lagomorpha, Ochotonidae. The transcript has 9 exons.